This is a messenger RNA of Neoarthrinium moseri, 1557 nucleotides long. RefSeq lists its product as uncharacterized. Bases 1 to 1557 code for a protein of 518 amino acids. The transcript has 5 exons. The record is from RefSeq and is a predicted model, not a curated record. Gene Ontology annotation, molecular function: oxidoreductase activity, acting on paired donors, with incorporation or reduction of molecular oxygen; monooxygenase activity; iron ion binding. NCBI's taxonomy places the organism in Eukaryota, Fungi, Ascomycota, Sordariomycetes, Amphisphaeriales, Apiosporaceae.
AUGCCAUGGAUCGGCCUAGGUACCAAUAGCGACCGAGCAGUUAAUUCCCUGACUCUUGUGUCAUGUGUCUUGGUCAUUGCCAUUGCAAUUCUCACCUAUCUGAAGUACCAACGUAUCCAGGAGGUACGAAGGGAGACUGGACAGACACCUGAGGUCUUUGGUGAGUUCUCCCCAGUUGAUGUCAGACUACGUGGCUACGAGCUCAACAAUAAAACUUCUAUUAGUGGUUCAACGAUAGCGCCCUUGUUCCGAAUCUCACUGGCAGGAAAGGAAGUAACAGUUGUCACCCCUGAAUUGGACCGAGGUCUCGGUAGAAUCAAGAAUCUCGGUUUACAUCCACUGGCCCUUAUCGUAUUCAAGACCAGCUUGGGGCUUGGCAAGUUCGUCCAGAGAUUGCUCAAGGAGGAGGACGAGUUGAGCCGGCAGUUUCAUCCUGAAGGGACCCGCCUCUUCCAUGAAGAAUUCAUUGGAGGCGAAAAGCUUGCGUGUUAUGUCAAGAAGAUUGACGGAUACAUCCGCAGAGAUUUAUCCAGAAUACCUGAUGGUGGCCAAGUUCAAAUCGAGGACUGGAUCUUCCGAUGCCUCUUCGGUGCCCUUGGCAAGUCUAUCUGGGGAGAAGAGGGGCCGUUCAAGGAACCCGCAUUCCUAGGUCAUCUCCGUACUCUCUUACUCAACCUAUGGGCGUUAAACAACCCCAUUGGGUUCCUAGUUCCACGGAAACUGCGGGAGUCUCGACAGUUUGUACGAGAUCGACUGGACGGCUGCGGCGCCGAAGCCUACGCGAGGCGUUCCUCAGGGCAAGAUACCACGGACCUCACCGGCUCUAGUCUCCUCAAUGGUGUUCAGAACCUAUGCAUAAAGGCCGGGGCGCCGCUUGACGGAUGGACGGACUACCAGUUGUCGCUAAUAGCCGGGCUCGGUCCAAACAUAACUGCAGCCGCAGCAUGGUUGAUCCAUCACAUUCUGUCCGAUACGAACCGGCUAUCACAGAUCAAGGCUGAGAUCCAAAACUAUAUCAGAACGUCGAAUGGUGUGGUCUACGUCUGUGAAGUGAAAGAUAAGUGUCCCCUCCUCCAGGCGACCUGGUACGAAGUCCUUCGCUACCACGGUGAUUUCACACUUGGUCGGUACAUCCUCAGAAGGAGCUCGUAUGUGCUUGUGCCCUUGGCGCCUUAUCACCACGAUGCUGGCACCUGGGGUGAGGAUGCCAAUGAGUUUGCUCCAGAGAGGUUUCUGAAAGAUGGCCGCAUCGACGAAAGUCGAAAGCAGGGACUGCGUAUCUAUGGCGUCUUCGAAACGCGGUGUCCCGGGAGGUUCCUUGCAGCACACAUGGCCAUGAUGUUGACGAUCCGGAUGCUUACGGAAUUCGAGAUCCAACCGAAAAUGGAGAAAUACGAGGUCCCGGACGCUGUUAGAGAUAAUUUGACGGGAAUGGCACCCCCGGCACAUGAUAUCGAGGUGGCAAUGUACAGGUGUGACGAUAGGGUGAACGGCCUUGAGAUUAGAUACCAGCGGCCGAAAGUAAAAGAUGAUGGGGGAAAGCCCCGUUGCCAGUAG